This is a messenger RNA of Chara braunii, 5599 nucleotides long. The record is from the annotation of a GenBank genome assembly. Lineage: Eukaryota; Viridiplantae; Streptophyta; Charophyceae; Charales; Characeae.
GGACUCUGCAUGUAUGUUGCCUGCUGUUGUGCUGCCUGUGUGAUACCAAGUAUAUACUAGGGUAUGGUGGCGACAGGUCGGUGGGGUAUGGCGGCGGCGGCAGCAGGGAGGGAGGUAUGGCGGUCCAAGAAGAAGAAGAAGAUGGGCGGAAGAGGAGGAGGAGGAGAGAGGAGGAUGGAGAAUAAGAUGAGGGGGAGGAGGAGAGAAGAAGAAGAAGAAGAAGAAGAAGAAGAAGAAGAAGAAGAGGGAGGCAAGGCGGUAGGGUAUGGUGGCGACGGGGCGGUAAGAAGCAGCGAAGGAGGAGGAGGAGGAGAAGAGGAGGAGCAAGAAGAAGAAGAAGAAGAAGAAGAAGAAGAAGAAGAAGACGAAGAAGAAGAAGAAGAAGAAGAAGAAGAAGAAGACGAAGAAGAAGAAGAAGAAGAAGAAGAAGAAGCGAGGGAGGAGGAGGAGGAGGAGGAGAAGGAGGAGGAGGAGGAGGAGGAGAAGAAGAAGAAGAAGAAGAAGAAGGGUGGAGGAUGGCGGGCAGGGGAGAGAAUUGCAGAGCGAAUAACGGGCAAGCUAAGUUUCCUGGAUGGGCAAACUCUUGUCGCAAUUCUUGCGUUGAACAAGCUUGUUAAACAAUCGCUGUUGGCCGCUAGACGGCAAGAGGUGGAAGAAAAGAAAAGAUUGCAGGCAGAAGGGGAUAAAUUGCAGAAAGCUCUAGAAGCGCAAAAGGAAAACCCCUCUGCAACUGAAGCACAACUUGCACUCCUCAGGGAGGCCGUCCUCAACACGAGGCAAGACAUGGACUUAAUGCGGCAGACCUUGCAACGUGUAGAAACAAAUCGGGUUGAAUUUGAGAAUGUAUGGAAUAACUUCGUAGAAAAGUCAGCAAAGGACGUUGACCAACAUGUGCAAACUUACAUCCAGGCUUUGGACGAACAUAUUAAUAAAGUCUUCACCCCAGAGGUCGUAGAGAAGAUUGUAAAGGGAGUUGGAGGCGACGGAGGAGAUGGAGAUGGCGACGGCGAUGAUGACAAGAAAGGAAAGAAGAAGAUUGAGGAUUCAAAGGGUCAACCUUCCCAGGAACCCGGACAGACUAACAAGAUUAAGCUUAAACUGCCAUGGAACUACACUGGAAAGAAAGAAGAGAGUGUGUUGCACUGGGCGGCGACAAUUGAAACUUAUGUGUAUGGACAACGAAUUCCAUACUGGGACAGGGUAUUGAUGGCAACCUCGUGCAUGGGAGGCGACGCCAUGAGCUUCGCCAUCUCGCUGCAAAAAGAGGCGGGAUGCAGCUCUAUGGUAGAGUAUUCACAACAGACCCGUAUUGAGGAUUUCCUUAAAACGAUAAGAGAGAGAUUUGAGGACAAGAACUUGGCAAGACGCACAAAAAUGUUGAUCCUCAGCCUUCCUAACAGGAAAUGGAAGAGUACCUCUGCACUAAAGGCAACUAUGGAUGAACUAUUGCAAUGCCCUGAUCACGGAUUGACGUCGGCCCAAAUCUUGAACAGCUUUGCACGAGCGCUCCCGGAUCCCCUAAGGACACAACUCUAUCCCCGUACCAAGGAAGAGGAGAUGACAUAUGAGAAGUUCGGCAAGAUCACCAUAGAUCACGUCGGCUUCCUCGCUGAAGCAAAUUAUUGCCAUUACUGGAAGGAUCUGCAAGCGGGUAAGAGAUGGCAAAACCGCACCAUCUCAGGGUCUAUACCUGGGAAAGACGGUCUCCUUCUAACCUUUGAAGAAGGAGGCGCCGAGACCAUCUCCUGGGAUCAGGGUUGCAAAAUCUUUUCGAAGAUUGAUCUAAAAUCCGGCUACCAUCAGAUUGAGGUUGAGCUGGAAGAGCUGAAGGUGGGACUCGAAAGUGGGGCUAUAGACAAGGAUAUCAUCGAGGUAAACAACGACGCAGACUUCGAGGAGGUCGCGAAAGAUGUGGUUCAUGGUGGAUUGGAAUGUGGCGGGGGCGUUGUCAUGAGGGGUUUUGACUGGGAGGGAAUGGUUGAUGACUGUGUGACGGCGGGGGUUGUUGUCUUGGUGACCAAGGUGGAGGUAGUGGUGGAUGAAGGUGGAGGUGUGGAUGAUAUGCUAGCAGAGAGGGGGGUGGAUGUGGAGGACAAGGUGAUUGGUGUAGACGUGGAGGCGGAGGAUGGGGGAAGGGUGGUGGCACCCGAGACCGAAGUCGCGUACCCAGUUAUCCAUGAAGAGUUUGAUGACAUGGUCAGUCUUUGCGGAUUCGGGCAUAGCGAUAAUUCUUGCAAACUUGGAGAAGCCGCCUACUAUGAUGAAGACGUGUCUUUUCCCAGACCUGCUGGUGACAAGAGUAUCCAUGAAGUCCAUGGAAACACUCUUGCCAGGACCUUCAAGAAUCGGCAAGGGUUGGAGAAGCCCAAGCGGAGCGAUCAGCUCAUCGGUACCAGUGGCACGUCAGCAGUGCCACUUCACAGUGCCAGAUUAGCAGUGCCACGUCAGCAGUGCCACGUUAGCAGUGCCAUGUCAGCAGUGCCACGUCAGCAGUGCCACGUCACAGUGCCAGAUCAGCAGUGCCACGCCAGCAGUGCCAGGUCACAGAGUGCCACGUCAGCAGUGACGUCAGACACAGUGCCACGUAAGCAGUGCCACAUCAGCAGUGCCACAUCAGCAGUGCCACAUCAGCAGUGCCACGUAAGCAGUGCCACAGCAGCAGUGCCACGUCAGACAGUACCACGUAAGCAGUGCCACAUCAGCAGUGCCACGUCACACACAGUGCCACGUCAGCAGUGCCACAUCAGCAACAUGACGGGCCUGCCAGGGCAACUGCCCAACGAGUCCCUUGCAGCCUACAAGCAGCGGUUCCAGCCUCAGAUCGAGGCUGAGGAACAACGCCAGUUGGCAGCCGAGGCUGCCCGCGUACAGGCUGAAGAGGCAGCAGCAGCAGAACAACUGCAGCUACAGGCCGAUGCAGACGCAGAUGCCCAGGCUCGCCACAAGGAAGCCCAGGAUCUGCUGCAGCGGCAUGAAGCCAACAGCAUCGACAGACUCAAGUACUGGCAUUUUGAACCGAACGGCGACGAGGCAAUACCGGAAGAGAAGCACAAGCAGUUCCUCUCCAAACUCGUGACGCGGUUGUUGUAUGCUUGCAACUACCAACGGUCAGAGUUGGAGAGACAGUACCAGGACCUGACGCAACAGCAUCAGGAGUUGGCACAGCUCCGCCGCAUAGUGCAGAGCCACGAGGAUGCAACUCGGGCACUCAAUGCCCGAUUGCUGGACCUGGAACAGGCUGUACCAGGACCAGCUGCUGGGGCUUCCAGCAGUGCACCCUCUAGCCGCCAACUGGAGGACCGCGUUGACCACGUAGUGGCAAUGCUCGGCGACAUCAGCACCUUCGCUGCGCCAACCACCACCAUCAGCAGUCAGCUGCAUACAUUGAAGACCGAGGUCCAGCAGCUGCAGACGACGAACGCUGAUGGCAAUCCGAAGAUGUAUAAGAUGCCAACUUUCAAUCUGGAGAGGUUCGACGACUACACGCAGCAGGAUCCGGUCCUCUCGUGGGAAGCAUUCACAACGCAAUUCAGGAUUCUGCCGGUAGCCAAGCAUGCGUACAUCGGCGCCCUGUUCCUGAACUCAAAGGGCGGAUGCCAGACCUGGUUGAGCCACCUGGCAACCUCCCACGGCGUCGACGUACCAGACUUGAAGGACGUAAUCACAUGGGAGGAACUGACUCGGCUGUGGAAGAAGCGGUUCAUCGUCGACGACGCGCCGACACUCGCCAUCAACCGUUUGUUCACCAUGUCACAGGGCAACAUCGCAACACGGGACUGGCUCACGGAGUGGCAGACGAUUGCGGCAGUUCCCAAUCUGGACCUGCCUUUCACUCAUCUCAGACGUGAGUUCUACAACAGAUCCUGCGUUGCAUUGAGCCAGGCUCUUGGUGAUCGCGAGCAGUACUCAACCUUCGCCGAGAUCAUUGACAAGGCGAGGGAGAUCAUCAAGACCAACAGUUCAGCUGCACACGAGAAGUCACCAUGGCAGCCGACCUAUGUGGAGAAGGUACGAACUGGUCCGCGACAGCAGCACUUCGCUGCAGUCCAGCAGGACAGUGGAGAUAACCCAACAGCCACUCCAGCAUCAACUUCGCCGCAAUCUAUCGCCGGGGAUUCGACGUCAUGGUCAAGACUUGAAGAGCUCGACCCGUUGACAUUCACGGACUUCCAGUGGAUGCCCGUUCCCUCGACCGGACCAUUGUCGAAACCGCAUUGCAAUGUGCUCAUGGCACAACUGCGGGACUACUUGCACACUGCAGUACCAGCUCCGUUGAUGGACGCCGAAGCAGAGGUUGUCGACUUUCACGUUUACAUCGCGAAGAUCCACCGCGAGUUCAAGACGCAACGGUACGACGAUAUCGACGCACCAUUGCUAUACGUAUGCAUUCACAUCGGAGAGGCGACUUGCAGUGCCUUGAUCGAUUGCGGAGCAUCUCGCAACUACAUCAGCCAGGACUUCAUGCUAUCUUCGGAUCACCCGCCGGCCAGCCAUUUCCGCAUUGUCGACGGGUACCUGCUCCUCCACUUGAGAGGCAAGGACUUACUAUGUGUCCCACGCGACCGUCGUCUUCGGACUCGCCUCCUCGGCGAGUAUCAUGAUUCACGACUCGCCGGCCAUUUCGGAGUCAACCGCACUAUUGCACGGCUUCGACAGCGAUUCCGAUGGCCCGUCCUCAUUACCGAUUUCACUCGGUAUUGCGACUCUUGCGAAGUUUGCCGACGCAGCAAGCCCCGCAACCGCAAUCCCUACGGUGAGUUACACCUGAUGCCUAUCCCACGGGAACCUGGUCUCUCCAUUGCCAUGGACGUCACCGGUCCGUUUCCUCGCGAUCGGCUCGGGCACGACGGCAUCCUCAUGGUGGUGGACCGAUUGAGUAAGUACGCGCGUUUUCUCCCUUGCAAGUACUACUCCACGGCUCCCGAGCUGGCACGCCUCCUGCACACCGGUUGGAUUUGUGGCCACGGUGUACCAGAAGACGUAGUCAGCGACCGCGACACUCGUUUCAUGUCGGCGUUUUGGACUGCUCUCAUGCAGGAGUCCGGUACAACAAUGAAACGAAGUUCGGCUCGACAUCCUCAGACAGACGGGCAGACGGAGCAGGCACAUCAAACCGCUCAAAUGAUGCUUCGUACGCUCAUCCGUCCGGACCAGAAAGAUUGGGUUGACUGCCUCCCCGACAUCGAGUUCGCCUACAACACUUCGGUGCAUCCGGCGAUCGGCGUGACUCCAUUCGAGUUGCACCACGGUGGACGGAAAGGCCGGAUCUUCGCAGACCUUCUCCUCCCUCGACCAGCCGACAUUGACACUGCUUGCUCUCCCGCUUCCGUCCGGGAGUACAGGGAAUUGCUGACUCAAGCCCGCGCAAAUAUGCAAAAGGCUCAAGUCCGCAUGCAGCAGCAAGCCAACAGGCGUCGCGUACCAUGUCCCAUCCGCGCCGGUGAUCUGGUUUGGGUCUCCGCGGAAGUGUUUGCACUGGAAGAGGAUGUUUCACGCAAACUGCUUCCCAAGUGGUUUGGACCUUAGUCUGUGACAGCAGCCGCGGGCGAUGAGCUCGAUGGCCCUUCAUUUGUGAUCAACAUUCCAGAGCAUCUGACGG